AUGUCGAGUACCAGAACCGUCAGGCUCAGAUCAGCUGUCGAGUCCGCCACCAUGGAGCCAGUCACAGCCGCGGGGAUAAUGUAUACGAAGGCUGGCGCUGGCCCCUUUCAGGGUUAA
Molecule: messenger RNA, 117 nt
Organism: Aspergillus nidulans FGSC A4
Lineage: Eukaryota; Fungi; Ascomycota; Eurotiomycetes; Eurotiales; Aspergillaceae
Exons: 3
Coding region: 1-117 (38 amino acids)
Source: RefSeq, a predicted model, not a curated record